AUGCUGGAGAAGAUUCUUCCUGUCGUAGAGGACAGUUGCAGUGGCGACGAGAACAGUGAACUCAAGCUGGAUGUUUAUAAAAUAUUAGCUGAGCUAUGUGCGCACAAGAUUUCUGACGAAACUCUGCGUCUGUCUGUGGAACCGAUAUUUAGCAAACUACUGGUAAGAAUAAACGGACGUAUAUUCUUACUUAUCUCAUGUCUAUAAUAAAGGGUCUUAGCUAAAAGAUGAAAAGUUUUGCAGAUGGUAAUUUUGAGUGUUUCCACAAUUAGCUCAAAACACUGAUACUAAUACAGGUUUUUUUUCAGGACCGUAAAACGGCCCCAAAAACUCAAUCUUGAAUUGAGUUUUAAAACUCAUUCUUCUCACCAGAAGUUUCAGUGCAGUAAAAAUGAAGUUGUUUGAGUCAAAUUCGUGACGUGGGCAAAUUAGUUUUCAGUUGGAAACCCAGCAAUCAAGAAAAAAUGCCGCUGGAAUUCAUUUCACAACACAAGAAAAACAACGCGUUCGCUAUCUUUAACCAGUUUAUAGUGUCUGCUUUAAUACAUUGCGUCUCAAGUACCCUUAUUCGGUACAGGUGUCCAGGGCCGCCGAGAGCUUUUCGGGGGACCCGGGGACAAAUUUUUUGGGGCCCCGUAAUCUCGGCAACUUUUUUGGGAAAAAAAAUUUCCGGACAAGAACAUUUUAAUUGGUUUCGUGGCACUUUCCCAAACUUUUUCCAUACCGAAUUUCGGUACUUUGCCCGAAAAACAGAAAUAUUUCGCCCGAAAAACAGGAAAUAUAUCGGAAAAAAUGACUCCCCCCCCAAAAAAAAAAAUGACUAGAGGCCCCCAGAGCCGGUGCUCCGGGGAAAUUUGCCCCGCCCACUCCCUCUCGGCGGGCGUGCAGGUGUCAGCCUCCUGCCGCUGCCCCGGACCCCCAGCUGUGUGCAGCUAAACUUCUCUGCAAAAACGGACCCAAGAGAAAAUCCUGAAGAAAAAAAUGGACAUUUACCCGUAAAUCUUAGCUAUAUAGAAGGGCGUCUUGCAUGGUGACCAAAAUUGGAACAGCGUUGUAAAUAACGCGAACAUGGCUAACAAGUUCAGUUCUUCAAAAAAAUAAUUUUUAUCUUCGCUUUUUCGGCAUUCUUUUUUUUUAAAAUACAUUUUUAACUGGUUUAGGUAUUAAAAAUCUAUUUGCUAACCUGCAAACAAUUGCCGGAAGUAUUUUCAUUGUGUUUUAUUCCUGUUAUUGCUAUAUAUUAUAAAAAGCGAAUAACUUGCUGUUUUUUUGUUCAGAAAAUUUUGAGCCGGCGCCAUCUCGUUUUUUCUACUGGAAAGAUAUGAGCUAAUUAAUAUCCUCAAUUAUCAAUUCCGAUCAAAUUGCAUAUACAGUAGUACCUUAUAGCUCAUAUCCGAUAGUUGUCUAUAUAAUAACAAUUGUUAAUUAUCCUCAGCUAACAAUUUCAACAAACCACUACAGUGCAUGUAUGUAUUUUGCUUCCCAUUAUAGUCGGUAAAUUUCAACUUUGGUCAAUCAUAAAAUCAGAAUUCUUAUUUUUAGCGCUACAUGCCUCUUCCAGUUGUGAACGAAGAAAAGGCGGCUGUAGGAAAUGAAGAAUCCACAGAACCCCAAAUUGAGUUCUCCUAUGUCGAGUGUCUUAUGUAUAGCUUCCAUCAAGUUGCUCGCAAG
Paramuricea clavata is the source of this 1671-nucleotide messenger RNA. Lineage: Eukaryota; Metazoa; Cnidaria; Anthozoa; Malacalcyonacea; Plexauridae. The record is from the annotation of a GenBank genome assembly.